AUGGCUUCUCUUCAUGACACUCCAACAUCUUCAGCUCCCAUACCCCACUUCUUCAAGAUCAUUCUAGAUGACACUUCUAAAAACAUCAGAAUUAAAAUUCCAAUGAAGUUUGUGAUGAAAUAUGGAGAACAUUUAUCAAGUCCAGUACAUCUUAAACUUCCAAAUGGUGCAGAAUGGGAAAUAGAACUCAGAAGAUGCAACAAUGGUGGGGUUUGGUUUGACAAGGGUUGGCCGGAGUUCUCCAAGUUUUGCUCUCUUGACUACGGUAAUUGGCUAGUCUUUGGAUACGAAGGGAACUCAAACUUCCAUGUUUUAAUAUUUGAUAGAACAUCUACUGAGGUUGAAUAUGCCAUAACAAAGCCCGAAAUGGAAGAAACUGAUUAUGAAGAAGAAGAUGAUAACUCUGUAGAAAUCUUGGAUGGUUUUCCACCCUGCCCAAGAAAGGCAAGGGAGAAAUCUCCAUUGCCAUGUCCUCAGCCGCACAAGAAAAUGAGAACAUGUGGUAAAGCAGAAUGCAACAUCAACUUUAGACCAACAAAGACUCAAACUUCUCUGAGAAACAAAGCCUCAGAUUCCUCAAGAUCAGAAAUGAAAAAGGAAGAUGAAUCAGAUGAUGAUUCUGUUGAAACAUUGGACGCGUUUCCCUCCUGCCCAAAAACAAGGGACAAAUCUCCAUUAGCACCAUCAGAGGUCAAAGAUCGUGUUGGGAGGAUGCAUGCAUCAACUACAUGUGGAAAAUCCAUAGCUCUUCAGAGAGCUAUUGCUUUUGAAUCUGUAAGCCCUUCUUUUACUGUUGUCAUGCAGCCAUCGUACAUCCCAUACGGUCCUUUGACUCUGCCAAUUAGGUUUGCCCGGAGUUUCGUCAAACUGAGGAAGCAAACCGCGACUCUUCAGGUUAGAGAGAGAUCGUGGCCUGUGAAUUUGAUUGGUUGGACUAAAGAAUCAUCAGCUAAACUUUCUGGUGGCUGGCCUGCAUUUGCGACGGAAAAUUGUUUGAGGAGAGGAGAUGUUUGUACGUUUGAGCUCAUCGAGAGAAACGACAUUGUACUGAAAGUUCACAUUUUCAGAAAUUGA
Molecule: messenger RNA, 1074 nt
Organism: Prunus persica (peach)
Lineage: Eukaryota; Viridiplantae; Streptophyta; Magnoliopsida; Rosales; Rosaceae
Product: B3 domain-containing transcription factor VRN1
Exons: 4
Coding region: 1-1074 (357 amino acids)
Molecular function (GO): DNA binding
Source: RefSeq, a predicted model, not a curated record